CCCUCGGCACCGCCUGACAGGACAGCGUUUGGGUGGGGGAGACCACAAACAGGUGUCGCCGCGAGCGGCGGGGGUUGGCUUAUUGGUAACCGACUGCAAAACAAAUGUCUCACAAGUGUGGUUAAAAAAAGGACAUAAUGUACCGUCGACGAAGCUGCCAGCCAAGUGCCAGUGACGGGUUUAAAAUCUGAUUUGUUUUCCCUCUUUAAUAAAAACGCGAUUACUAUUCGUCUCCCUCCUGAAACCCGCCCCGGUUAAGGUGGGCCCACGCCUCCCGCUUUUAAGACACCGACUCUAAGCGCCUCGACUAUAGAAUGGGAGGCUGCGCUGGGGCGACCUCCGGACUCGCGGGUUAGAGUCGGCUGUAGGCAGGCGGUCGGGCCUCGGGAAUGUGGAGUUACGUGGGCCCAGUGGCCGGACGCCUGACCCUGGCGCUCAGCGCAGACCGACAGAGGCUCCAGCGGUUUUGCGGCAAACCCCCGCAGGGAGAAGGCUCGGUGACGCAGGCCAGAGCCCAGGCUGAAGGACGUCCAGCUUUCAAAUUGCCAGGAUACAAACCCUCUAGUUUUGAUAAAAAGAUGUUGGUGUGGAGUGGUCGAUUCAAACGAGAAGCAGAUAUACCAGCUGCGGUUUCAUUUGAGAUGAUUGAUGCUGCAAGGAACAAGAUGAGAGUGAAAGCGAGUUAUUUUAUGGUGAUCAUGACUGUUGUUGCCUGUAUUGGAACAAUAAUCUCUGGGAAGAAGGCUGCCAAUAGACACGAAUCCUUGACAUCCAUCAACAUGGCAAAAAAAGCCCGAUGGAAAGAGGAGAAACAGCAGGAAGCAGAAGACACCAAAAGGCAAUGAUUCAGUGUGGACUGAAACUUGCGAUGAUAACCAGUGUGAUUUUUGUUGUAUUAACACAACAUACAUAAUAGGACAACAAAAUACUGUGCCUCAAGUGAGGAAUUCCUGAAUGUAACCAGUUAAUGUUUUCUUCCAAUUUAGUUUGGUUAUAAAAUGAAAAUAAUUGUAGCCACAAAUUUAUGAAAUUACUAUCCUAUUUUCCUUGUAUUUGAAUAAUUGACAGGGAAGAGUCAUUUGCAGUACAGUUAUAUAGCAUCACAAUAGCCAGAUUCUGCACAUGAUCACGCUGCUGAAAAGGAAGUAAUUGCAAUUAGUAAAGUGCUAUGCCCUGCAUUUGCUAGUUAUCUUUUCUUGGGUUUUACAAAGUAGCUAAAGUUACUCCUAAUGUGUCUGCUGUUUUUCUGCUUUAACAUUUUUCUUGAUCAGAAAAUAAAACUAACAUUUCACCUGUUAAUUAGUAAUCUUAUUCCCUUAAUGGUUUAACAUUGGAAAUAACUUGCUACAUUUAGGCUUAGAGCUGUUGUCUCUUCAAGAAACUAUGUUCACUUGCCUGAUUCACUAGACAAGUGCAAGAGACCUAGUGUUAGAGUUGCUGUGCUUUGUUGGAGUGAUCAGCCCUUGGAUCUCUUAGCAUGAGCUUUCUCAUCCUCCAGUUGAUGAGAAUGCAUAUGGAUUAUGAAAUUUGAAAUGAAUUAUUAGGUUGAAAAGGAUUUAACACAUUGUUGGAACUGGAAUGUUAAAAGGCUAAAAAGGAAAUUGAUUUACCUGCUGCUCUUUCUUUAAGAAAGUCACUUCAGAAGCUUUUAGGAGUUAAGUAUAAAGUGUAGAGUUUUAUUGCUUUAAUGUUGAAAAUAGACCUACACAACCUUAAAUGAAUCUGCCUAACUAUUACCAUCACCUUGCAACAGACUUUGGACUGUAGUGGUUUCUUCCUCUCUUUCUCUUCCCUUCCCCCUGACCGAGUGUUUCAGGACAAUAUUUCUCAGCUGAACCUACAACCUUUUCCAAAGAUUUUCCACUAAUCUACAAUGGUCAGCAAGCAGAUCUUAUUGAUAGGAAAUCAGAGGAAUUGAGGUCAAACUGUCAAUCUGCCAGUGACCCACAGUGGUAUGCAGUUGUUUCCAUUUUAGCUUAAGUGUGCAUGUUAGAGAUUAAGGGAUUAUAAUUUAAUUUACAUGGUAGAUUUUGUUGCUUAAACUGUUUGCAAUUUGACUAAUUUUGCCUGUAAUAAACACCUUGGAUAUUUAUGAAAA
Messenger RNA from Stegostoma tigrinum, 2098 nucleotides. It is a transcript of the gene fam162a, whose product is annotated as family with sequence similarity 162 member A. NCBI's taxonomy places the organism in Eukaryota, Metazoa, Chordata, Chondrichthyes, Orectolobiformes, Stegostomatidae. The coding region runs from base 390 to 845 and encodes 151 amino acids. The transcript has 4 exons. The record is from RefSeq and is a predicted model, not a curated record.